AUGGCACCUCAAGAUAGCUUCAUCGAUGAAGAUGAUGAUACCUGCCCACUCUGCGUUGAAGAAUUCGAUCUAUCAGACAAGAACUUUCAACCAUGUCCUUGUGGCUACCAGAUAUGCCAGUUCUGCUUCAAUAAUAUCAAGAACAAUAUCAACGGCCUCUGUCCCGCCUGUCGAAGACCUUACGACGAGAAAACAAUAAAAUGGAAAGUAGUUACGCCUGAAGAGGUCGCUCAAUUCAAGGCCAACGUCCAAAAGAACGCUAAAAAGAAGGCUGAGAUACGACAGAAAGAAGCACAAAAGCGAGAAGUAGAAAGUCUAAAUCGAAAACAUUUAGCAGGUUUACGGGUUGUGCAGAAAAACCUGGUAUACGUGGUCGGUCUAAGUCCAAGUAUACGAGAAGACGAGCUUCUUCAAACUUUACGCGGCGAGAAAUAUUUCGGGCAAUACGGGAAGAUAAUCAAGAUUGUGGUCAGCAAAUCCAAACAGAACGAGUCGGCUCAGAAUGCUGGCUCUCUUGGAGUUUACGUUACGUUUGCUUCAAAAUCGGAUGCGGAACGGUGCAUAUCAGCGGUCAAUGGUUCUCCAAACGGCGAUCGGAUCCUACGAGCGCAAUUAGGAACCACGAAGUAUUGCUCAGCAUACCUGCGGAAUGAGGUGUGUACAAACAAGCAAUGCAUGUUCUUACAUGAACCGGGCGACAAUGACGACAGUUACUCUCGACAAGAUUUGUCGUCCAUUAACAGUGUGAACUCACAACGACCUUUGCCGUCCAAAGCGUCUUCAUCCCGCACUCAAGCUCAAGCAGCACCACCAAUCCAACAAGCACAACCACUUGCUGCUGCUACACAAUCAAUGGCACGAGAAGCAAGCAAAGAUGGUUCAGACAGUGGGGAGGGCCCUGCACUACCAUCAACUGCCAAUUGGGCCAAUCGUGGAGUACCGCAACAACGGAGCAGAAGAGGAAGUCAUGAUACCAGUGGUGCCGCACCCAGUCCUUCUAUCUCAAAUGCUAUUUCUUUGACAGCCGAAGCAGUCGAAGAGGAUACGCCGGAGCUUGUUGAAGACCAAGAGGAAUCGUUCGGGGAAGCUAGUCCUAUCGAAGCUCCAGAGCCCACUCCUUUGAUUGAUGAUAUAUCGCAUCCUGUGAAGGAAUCACUUGGCGUUGAACUGCUCAGGUCAAUCAAUUCUGAUGUACUCAACUGGGAUGGCCCUAAACUUCAUGAGGAGGACCUCGCAUCUUUCCCACCACUUUUUGACGAUAAUGGUGGAGAGAAACGUCGUUUGAUGCGCGAGCAGCAACAGGAGGAAGAACGUUUGCACAUGGAGCAGGAAUCGCAAGCUGAUAUUCAAUCAGUGCCUGAACCUGUUGAGGAACAAGAACCGGAGAGCGGUAGUCUGCAAUUAGGUGGCGAGCCCGAGGAUAACGGGCGGGAGAUCAAUCAACCUCCUGGAUUCCAACGUCGUCAAAGUUCCCAAUUGCCGAUCCAACGAGGCUCUACCGGUGGCCCAUUUGGGCCAAGUCUGGGACAACAACAAAACUAUCCUCAGAAUAUUAGUAAUUUGAGUUCUGUCAAUGGACGAUCUCUUACUCCAUUGCAGCAGUCACAACUUUCAAUGUUCAAGUCACCAUCUGGUGUUCAAUCGAGCUUCAUGGACCAUGUUCCUUCACCCGGUGGACUCGGAAAUCCAUUGAAUCAGAAUUCCGCGCUCUUUCAGCAGCAAGGCCACAACAGACAGUCUUCACGAUACAGCUUUGCUCAGGAUGGUGCAGCUGGCUCAUCUUCUAUUAAGCCUUCUGCCAAUACUAAGAUGAUGCAGCAGCAAGCUUCAAUGAUGCCUCCUUCAAGUCAUCCUCAGCAAGGAUUUCAGUCAUUCAACUCUUCAAUCCCAGCUCCUCCAGGAUUGUCAGGUUUAAAGUCUAAUACUCCUCCCGUUGGUGGAGGAAUGUUUGGUCAAGGUCAUGGAUUCGGCAACAUGAUGGGUGGCGGUUCGUCCUUCGGUGGGGCCACCAAGGAGAACGGCAAUGAGAUGCUUCGUGAAAUGUUGAGGGGUCGUCCUAAUGCCGGUGGCAACCAGGGUCUUGAUACAAGUAAGCGUGAGUACAUGUUUCCUAAUUUUCUUCAUCAACAGUUCCCAUCUGCCUCCUCUACUCCAGCUCCUGCUUCAGGCCUUCUGGCAUCGCUCUACGGUCCUCAGACUGGAGCAUUUCAUGACUUCGGUCAAAAGCAGAAGAAGAAGGGAAAGAAGCACAGACAUGCUAACACUUCCUCCUCUGGGGGAGGUGGCUUAGUCGAUCUUGCGGACCCAAGUAUCUUGCAGGCGAGAAUGCAGCAUCAACAACAGAGCAAUGCCGGAGUCGGACAGGGACUGUUUGGUGGUCAGGCUCAAGGUGGGUACAACCCCAACAUCAUCUCCAAGAUGGAUGCUUCGGGUGCAUUGGCGUCACAUUGCGUUUGGAAAAUGAAAGAUUCAACUUUUGAUGAUGAAAGCAUUUCACACAACGUGGAUGCGUUGGUAUCAGAUAGUGUUCCGGAUGAUUUGCCAAUGAACUAUGGCGAGAUUUCUCGAGAGGUAUCGCGAUCGAACACUCCGGCUUUUCCACCGGGACUCCCAAAUCCUCACGCGCAUCCUGCACCCGCGGUCCGCGAAGACCCAAUUGGAAAACCAUCUAAGAUUCUUCCAGCGGUGGCUCCAUUCACACCAUCGAGACAGUCCAGCAUGUCAUACGCUCCUCGCGUUGCCACUCCACUUGCCAUGUCUCAACCUUCUACCCCUUCACCAGUCAAGUCUAAAGUUCUGCCUGUUGCUAUCCCUGAGGCACCAGUAUCUCAAACACAAGCGAAGCAAGAGAUCAAAAGUCUUGCUAUAAUGUCUGGCAUUUCAAAGGAAAUUGCAGCUCAAGCCUCCACUCCAGUCCCUGUAGUUCCUACAACUCCUUUGCUUUCCGCAGCGAUUACCCCUGCAACGCAGAGAAAUCUCUCCACCGAAGAGUAUCCAGCGCUUGGAGCACAGAAGGAAACCAGACCUCCUGUAUCUAGGAAAGUGUCAAAAACAGCUGCAUCGUCUUCCAAGGCUCCAUCUACACCGAAAAUCUCGAAUGCUCAGAAGAGUGCCAAGACAAGUGAGAAGAGAGCAACACCGGCUGUUUUGACGAUUACGACUUCCACAAGACCAGCUCCUAAAGUGGUGGGUCCUCCAGAGACACUUAGUAAAAUCACUGCUUCAGUGUCAGAAUUUCCUUCAUUGCCAGCAUCGAAACCCGUUCAAACCACAUUCAAAACUAUAAAGGUCACGCAAACACCAAAGACGGAGGUGCCUCUGAUGGGAAGCCCUGCUCCAAUUUCUGCCACAUCUGUAACUCCGUAUCCUUUACAUUUUGGUCGUCAGUUCUCGGUCGGAAGUUCAGAAGUUCCUGAUACUCCCAGUGAGCAAGAUAAUGCUUCUAUUAUGUCUGCAACAGCUUCGAGAGCGAGCUCACCUGCUCCAUCUCGGAAUGGACAGCCACGACCCCCAAAACUCAAUACGGCACAGAAGAACAAGCUUAAGAUGGAGAAAAAGGAAAAGGCCCUCGAAGCACAAAUGGCAGCUGCAGCUGAAUCCAAGAGAACUGACGAAGAACAAGCCCCGGUUUUGGGCAGGAAGACCAAGCAAAGAAAGGAGAAGACGAACGUUAGCAGUGCCGCGAGCAGCUCAACGCCGGUGCCUAGCAGACCAGCCUCGCCUCCUCCCGUAGUAGCCGCCCGAGAGGAGAGCAAGCUUGCAGAACCCAUUAUACCAGAGAAGCCUAUUUCGAGUGGUAGCGAUAAAUUUGUCAGUAAGAUUGAGGCAAGGGCAAAAAACAAGGCGAAAGCUCAACAAUCUACACCAGCACCCGAGCCACCACGAGCUCCCAUCGUCGAAGAUGAGGAAUUCGCAGAGAAACUCACAGCACCAACUUCAGCCAGCCUUGUUCAGCAGCUUCAAUCUGAUGGAUCAAUCCCCAAUAUUUCGGAGCAUGCCAUCUUUAAAACACCUAUUGGUGUUGGCAAUGAGAAGAAGAGGGAGAAAGACACUGCACCCGUCUUAGAUGUCAACCCUAAACUCAACAUUAGUCCAGAAGAGCGGGCUGCUUUGAACGCUGGAAAGCCUGUUCACAAGAUUGCUUCAGGAUCAAUUCGGAUCAUGUUGACACCAAAUGGUGAUUGUGUGCGCAAUCUCAGUGCUGAAGAAGAGAACAGAUUCUUGGAGCUUCAAGCAAGACUUGCUGCUGAUGCUGGACCUACUGCUUUUGUUUCCGCAAAGCAUAAUGCAAGUACUGGAUUUAAUUUGGUUGGCGGCCGAGCUGUUCCAAAUGGACCCCCUUCGUACUUUCCAUCCACAGCGGCUUGCAAUACUACACCUUUGGAUGCGGUUAGCAAGAUUCAACGUGAUGAAGCUUUGAGCUACAUCAAUCAAUACGUUCUACCAUCUCUCUCCAACAAUGCCCAGUUAGAAAGGGCACUGAGUACCAAUGCUCUAUCAGGCGACAUGUUACAAGGAAGCGAGCCAUCCAGCUGGGCACCAUUAAGUGGUGGCUCUCCCGAUAAUCUUCAAGCUUUCCCCUACGGUAGCUCGCCUGGCGAUGGCAGUAUCCUUGAUGCAGGAAUCGAAAACAUGACGGCGACUCUCACAGGUGGUCGGGAUAUUGAUCGUGGACCACAGGCUACGAAUGUUCAAUUGCUGAGUGAAAAGGAAUCGGAGUCUGCGAUGCAGAUUGCGAAGAAAGAGACUCAGGAGUUGGAGAAGAGACUUCUAGCUGUCUUGAAGAAAAACAGGAAAUUGCUGUUGACGGGGCAUUGA
Molecule: messenger RNA, 4818 nt
Organism: Sclerotinia borealis F-4128
Lineage: Eukaryota; Fungi; Ascomycota; Leotiomycetes; Helotiales; Sclerotiniaceae
Source: the annotation of a GenBank genome assembly